This is a messenger RNA of Xenopus tropicalis (tropical clawed frog), 2150 nucleotides long. It is a transcript of the gene galns, whose product is annotated as galactosamine (N-acetyl)-6-sulfatase. Gene Ontology annotation, cellular component: lysosome. The record is from RefSeq and is a predicted model, not a curated record. Gene Ontology annotation, molecular function: N-acetylgalactosamine-6-sulfatase activity. Lineage: Eukaryota; Metazoa; Chordata; Amphibia; Anura; Pipidae. The coding region runs from base 89 to 1651 and encodes 520 amino acids. The transcript is spliced from 14 exons.
UGGCUGGAAUCACUUUACAGUUCUGCUCCUGUCUAGGUCUUAUGAUUCCUGUACUCUGUUUGCUUUCUUCAACUUCUGAUGUGCAGUCAUGGCGCUGUAUAUAAUGUAUGCGCUGGCGUUGGGGUUUCUGAACCCAGUCUUGGUGCUUGGAGGAAUGAACGGGACCCGUCCUAACAUUCUUCUACUAUUGAUGGACGAUAUGGGUUGGGGAGACCUGGGUGUGUUUGGUGAACCUUCUAGAGAGACUCCUAAUCUAGACAAGAUGGCUUCAGAAGGAAUGUUGUUUCCCAAUUUUUACACAGCCAAUCCUCUUUGUUCUCCAUCAAGAGCAGCAUUAUUGACUGGGCGUCUCCCUAUUCGGAAUGGCUUCUAUACAACCAAUAGCCAUGCAAGAAAUGCUUAUACUCCACAGGAGAUAAUGGGUGGGAUUCCAGACUCUGAGGUUCUCUUCCCUGAGCUGUUGAAAAAAGCUGGAUAUGUAAAUAAGAUCAUUGGCAAAUGGCACCUGGGGCACAGACCUAGUUACCAUCCUCUGAGGCGGGGAUUUGAUGAAUGGUUUGGGUCUCCUAACUGUCAUUUUGGACCUUAUGACAAUAAACAAAGGCCAAAUAUCCCAGUGUACAGAGACUGGGACAUGGUGGGCAGAUACUAUGAAGACUUUAAUAUCGAUCAUAAAACAGGAGAGUCAAAUCUGACCCAGAUAUACUUGCAGGAAGCCCUGGAAUUCAUUAACAGGCAAGCCGGGGACCAGCAGCCAUUCUUUCUCUACUGGUCUAUUGAUGCCACUCACGCACCUGUCUACGCAUCCCGUCCCUUCCUUGGAACUAGCCGCAGAGGCCUGUAUGGAGAUGCAGUGCGAGAGAUUGAUUUCAGCAUUGGGAAGAUAUUGGGCCUGCUAAACCAGAAGGACAUAAUUAAAGAUACAUUUGUAUUCUUUACAUCUGACAAUGGUGCUGCCCUUAUUUCGGCACCAAUGCAAGGUGGCAGCAAUGGUCCCUUCUUAUGUGGAAAGCAGACAACAUUUGAGGGUGGUAUGAGAGUGCCAGGCAUCGCUUGGUGGCCAGGGCAUGUGGCUCCAGGUCAGGUGAGCUAUCAGCUGGGCAGCAUCAUGGAUCUCUUCACCACCAGCCUAUCCCUUGCAGGAGUCGAAAUCCCCAAGGACAGAGCUAUUGAUGGCAUCGACCUGUCACCAGUGAUUCUAGAGAGCGAAGAGACUGAAAGACCAAUAUUCUAUUACCGUGGCAACGAGCUAAUGGCAGUCCGACUAGGACAGCACAAGGCUCAUUACUGGACUUGGAGUAACUCGUGGGAGGAACUGUCCCAGGGAAUUAAUUUUUGUCCAGGGCAGAAUAUUACUGGUGUAACCACACAUGUGCAAGUGGAACACAGUAUUAACCCUCUCCUGUUCCACCUGGGAAGAGACCCUGGGGAGAAGUACUCUAUAAGUGUAUUAAGUACAGAGUAUGAGGCUGCAUUAAGCAGAAUUUCCCCUGUGGUCCAACAGCACAGGAAUUCUAUGGUCCCAGGAGAACCACAGCUAAACGUGUGUGACUUGGCUGUUAUGAACUGGUCCCCUCCUGGAUGUGAGAAGCUGGGAAAAUGUCUUACUCCCCCACAGUCCAACCCCUGGAAGUGCGUUUGGCCUCACUAAAGUGAGAAACCUUUGUACAGCGGACAGUACUUGAUCCACAAGCUGUGCAGAAGGAUUGGCUGUGUAAGCCUUAACUGGCAUAGUAAUUCCUUUUAUGGAGCAAGUUAGAACCAAUGUGGAUCAUGAAGACUGAAUGUCCUUCACUUUACGUGACUGUAAGUGCCUUUGGGAGUAUAAGAAGGAUGUUCCAGUGAUCUCAAGAAUACAGUGUUUUUUGCAGCAGUUGCCAGAGUGUCAGCAUUAAUGCUUCCCAACUGAAUAUUUGAGCUUGAUUCACCAUUCAGAGUGAGAAACUUGGUCCCCAACCAGUAACCGUCUGACUUGUUAGGAAGGCUGUCUCAGUACUGACACAAUUUUGGUGUUAAUAUUCUUCAUUAGUUCUACUGCACAAUGAUGCUUGAUAAUGUCUUAUGUACUUGACCUUUUCCCUUGUGUAAGAAAUAAUUUAAAACCUGUUAUAAAAUAUAAGGAUAAUUGAUGUCACGUUACUGUCCUAUGA